AUGCUUUCGGAGCUCAAGCAGAGUCUGGAACUGAUAUUGUUCCUGGAGAACUUUGAAUACCUGCCUCGUCUGACCAGCGGUCAAGGUGCUGUUGUGGUCAUCCACGAACCUGGGACAGUCCCUAACAUUGACGGGGAGGGGAUCUUUGUUAGCGCUGGAACUCAGACACUUAUCGGCUUGAAACAGAUCUGCCAGAAGUUGUGUCUACAGGAACAGAUCCACCAGAAGUGUAAAUGUUACGAUAGUGCCAGCCCACAGGAAAAUUCUAUCAUGAAAGUUGCGUCACGGCUUCACCCAUGCGAGACUGGAACGGAGUUGAUCUGUGCCGCCCAAACAAAAUCAACAUUCAGCCAAAGUGAAAUGUCUUGCACCUGUCCUAACCCAUGCAGAAACAACUUCAUUAAACUUCUUAUUUAUUAUGAUGAUUUAAAUUAUGAAACAAUUUCUGAAGUCCCAGAUUAUGAGCUGUUCCAGCUCCUAUCAGAUGUUGGUGGUACCAUAGGUCUGUGGAUUGGUCUCUCAUUACUCAGCCUGUUCGAGGUGCUACAGCUGCUGGCCGAGGUUGUGCUGUUUACAGUUACUCACACUUUCAACUUGUAA
This is a messenger RNA of Physella acuta, 600 nucleotides long. Its product is annotated as amiloride-sensitive sodium channel subunit gamma-2-like. Gene Ontology annotation, molecular function: ligand-gated sodium channel activity. Gene Ontology annotation, biological process: sodium ion transmembrane transport. NCBI's taxonomy places the organism in Eukaryota, Metazoa, Mollusca, Gastropoda, Physidae. The record is from RefSeq and is a predicted model, not a curated record. Gene Ontology annotation, cellular component: plasma membrane.